Messenger RNA from Nyctereutes procyonoides (raccoon dog), 17768 nucleotides. RefSeq names its product dermatan-sulfate epimerase-like protein. Gene Ontology annotation, molecular function: chondroitin-glucuronate 5-epimerase activity; sulfotransferase activity. The transcript has a single exon. The record is from RefSeq and is a predicted model, not a curated record. Bases 373 to 4011 code for a protein of 1212 amino acids. Lineage: Eukaryota; Metazoa; Chordata; Mammalia; Carnivora; Canidae.
UUUUUUUUUAACAAUGUGUGUUUUGACUCUUCAUGUUAGAUUUAUGUAAAGGAAGUAAAUCCCAAAUUCCUAGUCUAUUUGACUCUACCACUGUUUGCUGCGUGAUACAGAAACAUUAGAGGUUUUAACAUUCCUUGAAAUUUUAUUGGAAGCAGAACUGUGUCAGGGACACAGAUAGAUGCUGUAAGUUUCUCUUUUUGGCAACCCUGCUUGCUUUGAAUGAACCGAAUGUCAGCUGGAUUUCACAGCAUGUAUGAUUUACAGUCUGUUUUAUCAAGGCCUUAAAUGUAUGUCUUAUCCUAGGCAGAUGGGAAAUACGCGGAGCACUGUGUUUGACCUGUAUGCCUAAGGAAGGGAACUCCCCGAUGGAUCAUGGCGUUAAUGUUUACAGGACAUUUCUUAUUUUUAGCUUUAGUGGUGUUUGCUUUCUCUACUUUUGAGGAAUCUGUGAGCAAUUACUCUGACUGGGCAGUUUUCACAGAUGAUAUAGAUCAGUUUAAGACGCAGAAAGUGCAAGAUUUCAAACCCAGUCACAAGCUGAAGAAAAGUAUGCUUCAUCCAAGUUUAUAUUUUGAUGCUGGAGAAAUCCAGGCAAUGAGACAGAAGUCUCGUACAAGCCAUUUGCAUCUCUUUCGAGCUAUCAGAAGUGCAGUAACAGUUAUGCUGUCCAACCCCACAUACUACCUACCUCCACCCAAGCAUGCUGAUUUUGCUGCCAAGUGGAAUGAAAUUUAUGGUAACAAUCUGCCUCCUUUAGCAUUGUACUGUUUGUUAAGCCCAGAAGACAAAGUCGCCUUUGAGUUUAUCUUGGAAUACAUGGACAGGAUGGUUGGCUACAAAGACUGGCUAGUUGAGAAUGCACCAGGGGAUGAGGUUCCGGUUGGCCAUUCCUUAACAGGUUUUGCCACCGCCUUUGACUUUUUAUAUAACUUACUAGAUGAUCAUCGAAGACAAAAAUACCUGGGAAAAAUAUGGGCUGUUACUGAGGAGAUGUAUGAGUAUUCCAAGGUCCGUUCGUGGGGCAAACAACUUCUCCAUAAUCACCAGGCGACUAACAUGGUAGCAUUACUCACCGGGGCUUUGGUGACUGGGGUAGAUAAAGGAUCCAAAGCAAAUAUAUGGAAACAAGUUGUAGUAGAUGUGAUGGAAAAGACCAUGUUUCUGUUGAAUCACAUUGUUGAUGGUUCUCUGGAUGAAGGUGUGGCCUAUGGAAGCUACACAGCUAAAUCAGUCACACAGUAUGUUUUUCUAGCCCAGCGCCAUUUCAAUAUCAACAACUUGGAUAAUAACUGGUUAAAAAUGCACUUUUGGUUCUAUUAUGCCACCCUUUUACCAGGCUUCCAAAGAACUGUGGGUAUAGCAGAUUCCAAUUAUAAUUGGUUUUAUGGUCCAGAGAGCCAGUUGGUGUUUUUGGAUAAGUUUAUCUUAAAGAAUGGAGCUGGGAAUUGGUUAGCUCAGCAAAUUAGAAGGCACCGACCUAAGGAUGGACCGAUGGUCCCCUCCACUGCCCAGAGGUGGAGUACUCUUCACACUGAAUUCAUCUGGUAUGAUCCCCAGCUCACCCCACAGCCUCCUGCUGAAUAUGGUACUGCAAAAAUGCACAUAUUCCCUAACUGGGGUGUUGUCACUUAUGGAGCUGGGUUGCCAAAUACACAGACCAAUACAUUUGUGUCUUUUAAAUCUGGGAAGCUAGGGGGGCGAGCUGUGUAUGACAUAGUUCACUUUCAGCCAUACUCCUGGAUUGAUGGGUGGAGAAGCUUUAACCCAGGACACGAACAUCCAGAUCAGAACUCAUUUACUUUUGCCCCCAAUGGGCAAGUAUUUGUUUCUGAAGCUCUCUAUGGACCCAAGCUGAGCCACCUUAACAAUGUACUGGUGUUUGCUCCAUCACCCACAAGCCAGUGUAAUAAGCCCUGGGAAGGUCAACUGGGAGAAUGUGCACAGUGGCUCAAGUGGACCGGUGAGGAGGCUGGUGAUGCAGCAGGGGAAGUCAUUACUGCCUCUCAACAUGGAGAAAUGAUAUUUGUGAGUGGGGAAGCGGUGUCUGCUUACUCUUCAGCAAUGAAGCUGAAAAGUGUGUAUCGUGCUUUGCUUCUCUUAAAUUCUCAAACGUUGCUGGUUGUUGAUCACGUUGAGAGGCAAGACAAUUCCCCAAUAAAAUCUGUCAGUGCCUUCUUUCAUAAUCUGGACAUCGAUUUUAAGUACAUCCCAUAUAGGUUUAUGAACAGGUACAAUGGCGCCAUGAUGGAUGUGUGGGAUGCACACUACAGAAUGUUCUGGUUUGAUCAUCGUGGCAAUAGUCCCAUUGCUAGUAUACAAGAGGCAGAGCAAGCUGCUGAAUUUAAGAAACGGUGGACUCAGUUUGUUAAUGUCACAUUUCAGAUGGAAUCCACAAUCACAAGAAUUGCAUAUGUCUUUUAUGGGCCAUAUGUCAAUGUUUCCAGCUGCAGAUUUAUCGAUAGUUCCAGUUCUGGACUUCAGAUUUCUCUCAAUGUCAAUAAUACUGAACAUGUUGUUUCCAUUGUAACCGACUACCAUAACCUGAAGACAAGGUUCAAUUACCUGGGUUUUGGUGGCUUUGCCAAUGUGGCUGACCAGGGCCAGAUAACCCGAUUUGGUUUGGGCACUCAAGCAAUAGCAAAGCCCAUAAGACAUGAUAGGGUCAUUUUCCCCUUUGGAUUUAAAUUUAAUGUAGCAGUCGGAUUGAUUUUGUGCGUUAGCUUGGUGAUUUUAACCUUUCAGUGGCGGUUUUACCUUUCUUUUAGAAAGCUAAUGCGGUGGAUCCUAAUCCUUGUUAUUGCCUUGUGGUUUAUUGAGCUGCUGGAUGUGUGGAGCACUUGCACUCAGCCCAUCUGUGCAAAAUGGGCAAGGACGGAGGCCGAGGCAAGCCUGAAGUCUUUGUCUUCCGAAGGGCACCACAUCGAUCUUCCCAACGUCGUCAUUACCUCACUUCCUGGUUCGGGGGCUGAAAUUCUCAAACAACUUUUUUUCAACAGUAGUGAUUUUCUCUACAUCAGAGUUCCUACAACCUACAUCGAUAUUCCUGAAACUGAAUUUGAAAUUGACUCAUUUGUAGACGCCUGUGAAUGGAAGGCAUCUGAUAUCCACAGUGUGCAUUUCCGUUUGCUCCGAGGCUGGUUGCAGUCCUUAGUUCAAGACACGAAACUACAUUUGCAAAACAUCCAUCUGCAUGAACCCAGUAGGGGUAAACUGGCCCAAUAUUUUACAGCCAAUAAGGACAGAAAAAGAAAAUCGAAAAGGAGAGAGUCUUUGCCAGAACAAAGAAGUAGAAUGAAAGGCACCUUUGAUAGAGAUGCUGAAUAUAUUAGGGCUUUGAGGAGACACCUGGUCUAUUACCCAACCGCACGUCCUGUGCUCAGCUUAAGCAGCGGGAGCUGGACCUUAAAGCUUCAUUUUUUUCAGGAAGUUUUAGGAGCUUCUAUGAGGGCAUUGUACAUAGUAAGGGACCCUCGGGCAUGGAUUUAUUCAAUGCUGUACAGUAGUAAACCAAGUCUCUACUCUUUGAAAAAUGUACCAGAGCACUUAGCUAAAUUGUUUAAAAUAGAGGGAGGUAAAGGAAAAUGUAACUUAAAUUCAGGUUAUGCUUUCGAAUAUGAAUCGUUGAGGAAAGAAUUAUCAAAAUCCAAGUCAAACGCAGUCUCCCUGUUGUCUCAUUUGUGGCUGGCAAACACAGCAGCAGCCCUGAGAAUAAAUACAGAUUUGCUGCCUACCAGCUACCAGCUGAUCAAGUUUGAAGAUAUUGUACAUUUUCCUCAGAAAACCACUGAAAGGAUUUUUGCCUUUCUUGGAAUACCUUUGUCUCCUGCUAGUUUAAACCAAAUACUGUUUGCCACCUCCACAAACCUUUUCUAUCUUCCCUACGAAGGGGAGAUAUCACCAACUAAUACUAAUGUUUGGAAACAAAACCUGCCUAGAGAUGAAAUUAAAUUGAUUGAGAACAUCUGCUGGACACUGAUGGAGCGUCUAGGAUAUCCAAAGUUUAUGGAUUAAAUGCUGCAGGUCAGCAGAGAUUUGCACUAAUACUUCGCAACCUGGUUUGUGGAUGUGAAUUAACGAGAGUUUGUUUAUUCUUGUACUAUGUGCGUGUGUGUGUGCGUGUGCGCGUGUGUUCAGUUUGUUACUUGCACAGAGAUUAUUUUAAAAAUAGGCACCAUAUUUGGUCUAGCAGGAUUUAUUUUUACAUCACCGCUAUCCCUGCCUUUGUUUCUGAAUUUUUUUUUUUUUUUUCCUACCGAAACGUUCCUACUACAGAGGCAUAGAUAAAGUUAUGUGAUGGUGGUCGGGGGAGGUAGGAAGAUUUUACAGGUUUUUGUCUAGCUGUCUCCCUCGUCUGUAACUGUGCUGAUCUAUCUUGGAACCUCAAACACUGCUAAAGGCCUUUCAAUUGCUGCUUUGCCCAAGCAUCUCUUCCUUUCAAGAUGGACUACAAAAGUUCCUUAUCUUUUUUAAAGGAUCUUCUAACACAUUUAUCUUGCACCAAAAAAAAAAAAAAAAAGUUGUUUUUUUUUUUUUUUUUUGUAUUUUUUUUUUUAACUGUAUAUAAUGUUCAGUGUUAUCACUGGGGAAAUGGUGAAAGCUCCUAUCAGAACUAUAGGAUUCCUUCUGGAAAAAAUACAGAUGGAAACACAGAAUGAACAUUUUUUUUGAGGUCAGCAACAGUGAUCUCAAAAGCCUCCUUAAAGUUUUUUACUUAGAAGUAAUAAAGAGUCAGUCUUUGAACAAUCUGGGUGCCAAGGGCUGGUAGAGUAUUUUAGACUUGCCUGUAUGUUUAAAACUCUCUUUUCUCUUUCUUGCCUCCUUGAAGCUACAGCUGUUCCCAUCACACCACUUGCACCGCACCAUGUCCUUUCUGUCACUGUCAUGCAGAACAGUCCGUGUUACUAAUUGUUGAAGUCCCGACAUUGGUGGGGAUUUUUUUUCCCUGAUGAUUAAUUUUGCAUUAAAGCCUGACACUUAGAAUCAAAUUUCUUUUUGUGGAAUUAUCACUGCAUGACUCAGAGAAAGCAAUGCCACUGCUGCCAGUGUUUUUUUAGACUGGAAACAGAGUUGGAAAACUGCCUGACUUAUCCUGCAUCCCUUUGAAUGAGUUUACAGACUGCCAGUGUCUGCAAAAGUUGAAGGCAAAUGGGAGAUGAUGUCAGAGGCAUCUGUUUCCUUUACCAUCUGCAUCUUAUUAUAAAUGUAGUCGUCAUAAAAUGUGGUUCAUUUUAUUUUGGUAAGCUCUGAAAUCAAAAUGCCGUGCCAUUAUAAGCCAGUGCAGUAAUUACAAUGCAUUGGAUAAAUACCAUUACGCAGUGUCGAGACCUGAUGAAAAUCUCUGUACAGAUUGCAGUCUUCCUGACGUUUCAGACUAGUUUCCUCAAGCUCUCGAACACUUGAGAGUCUGUCAUUCUGACCUAGAUAAAAGUGGUUCUUUCUCAGUAGUUUGUUAUGUCAAAAUGUGUCUCCAGAGUGAUAAAGCUGUGGAUAUGUUACAUUCCAGCUAAACCUAACGUGGCUGUCACUUCUCUUCCACUAUAGCAUGAAUGCAGACCGCUCCUGUUCCCCUACAUCUCCUUCCUUCCCACUGCUCUCCCUUUCUCUUCACAAUGUCAAAAUUAAUGCAAUCAUAUUGUAUUAAUAUAGGUUGAGAGGGCAGCUGAAGACCUGAAUCUACAGUUAUUCUCAAGGAAGGUUAUUCUACCUAUCUCAGGGUUAUCAACAACCAUGUAAAAAUUGCUCCAUGGAUGAGAACACUGUUUCCAUUAUUGGGCAUAGUGUCAGUGUUUGCUUUCAAUUCCCAGGAUGUGUGAUCUCAAAUCAGAUCAAAUAAGGCUUUGGGUUGGCAGUAAUAGCAGAUCUGCUCAAGGUAAGAAUUACAAAUGUGUGCAGAACCCGUACCACUGCCUUUUAACUUUGCAGAAACACCCCCACGGGGAAGGAGGGAACCAGGUUGAGUAUGGGGAGGAAUCUGAGGAGAGGUGGGGAAAACAAUAAAGAAUAGCUGUGUGAAUGAUACGGGGGCAUGUUAUUGCUAGCUAAAGAAAGGGACAGAUUCACCAAAAUGUUCUUCACUGUGUGUCCUUUCACCCCCACACAGCAACACUAAGGUGAGGCUCCCUGGCACUGUCCUCGCCCACCUGCACCCCAAGGGAAAGUUUGCUGGAAGAGACCUCUAUUUACAGAUUUCCCACGUGAGGAAUGUGAUGGGUGAGGGAUGACCCAGCCUUUGGAUCUGCACGCAAAUGUUCAUGCUUGGGACCCCUUGCCUUAUACUAAUGCCUGAGGUGACCGGUGCCCAGAACAUCCAGGUCCUGCAUCCUUAGGGUGUUAGAUCCAGAAAAAUUCAAAAAGUCUCCACACUUAAUUUUAUUCUCACCAUCUUGAAAAUAAUUAAAGGGAUGAUUGUCACUAUGUGACACUUCUAAAGCAAACACCAGUCUUGAAAUUAAAAAAAAAGACUUUACUCACGAGUAACAAAUGCGGUGGUAAUAAUAUAUAUGGUUCUCAAAAGUUAGAAAUAAUGCAAAUUACUCACUUCGGAUGAAAGAAUAAGACCAUAUCCAGAACUGAGUUUACUGUAAUGAAUUCUGGAGAGAAUAGGAAGUAGGAGACUCUCUUCAGGAAAAGCAAGAUGAAUUGAUGAGUAUGCCUAAAUUUAAUUGAUAGAAACCUAAAGUGGCACAAGUUUUAAGCAAAUAAGAAUAUGUACAUAUUAGGCAAGUACCUGUUAAUAAAGGUUUUAAAUUAAAAACAAAAACAAGCCCACAUACAUAUUAGAACUAGACCCCAAAUAUUAAACCUUUGGUUGGCUGUCUUUUUAAACCAACAGAGAAUUAGUAAAUACCUGGCAAGAAUGGGUGUUAAAACUCCCAGGCAUGGCAGAGGACUUCCAAGAAACCUUCAGCAAAUGUAUUCAAAGAAGAAGCUGCCCUCCACCCACACCAGUGCAUCUUAAACAUUUUCCUUUUGUGGAAGUGUUGCAUACUUUUGAUUAACAUUGUUUAUCAGCACUUUCCGGUGCAUCAUCAAAGAUCCUAGCCAUUCUUGAUAUGUAAAGCAUAUCCAAUUAUGUGUGAGUAGACAUUAGCAAUGGUUUUAAAAUCACUACAUUUGAUUGGCUUGAUUAACUGAUGAUAAUUAGAAAAAUAUUCACUGAUUAAUUUAGGAAAAAAAUGUAAGUAGAAGGCAAUAUGUAAUACCAUUUCCAGAGGUAAGGAUGCCUAAUAUAGAAGAUAUCAAGGAAUUUAACAUGUGGACUAUUUACUGCUUAUUUAAAUGUGGCUAAAGUGUGCCUAAUAUAUAUAUAAAAUAUCUGCUAAGGCAGUUUUUUCCAUUACUUGAUCAGUGUCAUUCCCUUCAUGUUGGCAGAAAAAUUUAAAUAAUAUGCUAAGAACUAAAUGAAUUUUUGCACAAAGGAUGAUAGGAACGUCAAGCAAUGGAUUCUAACGUUCUCUAACUUGUAGAUGCUUGAGCUAUAAUUUACAUGAGCUUUUGUUACAUUUAUUUCAAGUAACGUGUACAUAUUUAAUUAAUUCUGUUUCCAAAUAUAGGUUCAGCUAAGGCUUCCAAACGAUAGAGGGUUUCAUUUUUUGUGUUUGUUUUGUUUUUCACACUUACCCAAUUAUUCAGUGAAGAAAAGAUAGACUGAGAUCAUAAACUAGCGUAUUGGAACUAUGUGUAUAACAAGACUCCACUACUAGUAAAUGAAAAGCUAAAGGCAACUUGGCUAUGGUUGGGAUAAUUUUCUAAUAACUCUCUUUAGACCUUUGGGUGACUGUGAGGAUUUUAUGUGGAGCUGAGAAGGCAGGGACUUGAAACAGGGCACAUUGAAUACUGAAAUUCAGCCUCAGAAUUUCAGCCACAAAACUUUUACCUUUCAGUGAUGGUGCUUAAUCCCAGCUCUGUCUCUGUCUUUGACUCAUUGCAUUCUUUAUACAUCACCCCAGUUACUAAAUAGCAAGAGCAUCCCUGUACUAUGCACAUGUGCUCUACAUUUGUCCCUGCUGCUAUUGGUAAGAUCUUCAUGCUGCAUAUGUUACUCAUGAAAAAGAUUACCUGAGACAUUUUGAGUUUGGUGCACAGGACUGGCAUGGAACUUUUUAUUUUUUAUUUUAUUUUUUUAAAGAAGGGUCUUUAGCAAAUGGAUCUCUGAUGUGCUCCUCAUUGAGCCAUAGGAUUUUAGGUCUCCUAAAAUCCUCACAACAACUUUACAUGGUACUUCUUUUACAAAUAAAUUUGAAACCCUUAUCAUCUCUAUAGGAAAUCUAGUUUUUUUGCAAGGGAAAUUUUAGUGGAUAUACAGUUUAUCAGUUCAUUUAUUCACUAUACCUUUUGGGUAUCUAUCUUCUGGAUCCUUUUUUUUUUUUUUUUUUUUAAUCUUAUGGAUCCUGAUCAGUGUGAGGGAAAAACAGAAAAAUCAGUUGACUAUGUUCCUGCUGUGUGAGGAAUUGGCAGUCUUUACAGACUUCAAAGCUAAUAGGAAUUCACCAAGAAGUCGACAAGGGGGAACAUGCCAGCUAAUAGGAAUUCACCAAGAAGUCGACAAGGGGAACAUGGUGGGGUGAUGACCACCAGAGGAAAGACACUAAAUAGUUGUUUUUCAGUAGACCUGGUUUCUUUAUUUCUGAAACGGUGGUUGUGAGGAAAGGAGUCAUUUACUGAGAGGAAGUUAUGACUGGUAAACUUGGAUGAAGAUCAUCACUUUUUUUUUUUUUUCCUAAAUUAGGUUUUGGCUCUGGCCGUCAUAGGACAUCCCAUCAAUGAGUAGCUUUUCCAAAAGACCAGUGUCAAUAGAACAAAACCAGCACUCGCUCUUUCCCCAUUCCCACUCACUCAACCAACACUAUUCACAACAAAGAAAUUUGGUUGUAGGUGAGUAUCAAGAGACACUCUGAAAAGAAUGUGUGAAUGAGGUCUGACUGGUGUGUGUGUGCAGAUCAUUCUAGUAAUGGCAGUAAGAAGGAGAACACCAUGUUCUUCAUCCAGAGUCCAACUGGCCAAUAGCAUCUUUUCCUGUUCCUCCUCUCCCAGUGCUUCCAGACCCACAUUGCUAGGUACAGCUAUCAAUACUGGGAAUGCAAAAGUGAACAAAACCUGUGGCGCUGACAGUCUAGUGGGGAUUAGAAAGAAACACAUUCUUAUUUUGCAUUUCACAAUGUUUCUAGUUCAAAGGAGUCUGCAGCAAAUGGGAGUGCAUACUUGUGUCAAAUCUGUGGCUAACAAUCUAAUAUACUCAGGUGGAAUUCAUUUAAGGAAAAAAAUCUGGUCUUUCCUACGUCAUGUAAAUAAUACCAGUAGGAAGGGAGGAAAAGAGAAAGAAGGAAGGAAGGAAUGAAUGAACUUAGAGCACAGAAAGUAAGGUACACAGGAGAAUACUCCUAUAACAAUUGUGUUAAUUCUAUGAACUAUUUAAAAAUCUCUUUGAAAUCUUUUUUUUUCUUUGUCUUUGAAAUCUUAUUGUAGGUAAACCUUGAGAAAAAUGAUAAAGUAUAAUUUCAGCAAAUCUUUUUCAUAAUACACAAUUACCCUUUCUGUUUUAUUUCUUUAAACUAUUUUUGUAUUGUGCACUCUUAAGAUCAAAUGUAAUUUUUUGAAGUAUAUUAGCUAACACUGAUGUUGAAUUUUACUUAUAUGUUUCAGGUUUUCAAAUGUCAGAGAUAUGUGAUGUUUUAUCUUAUGUCAUCUUCCUCUCUCUUUGGGAUAUACACAUUGUUCUUAAUGGUUUAAGGAAGCAAACUUUCACACACAUGCAUCACCUGCGCUGCUCUUCAUUCAUAUUAUUUUUUCUUUUCGGAAACGGAUUGAGCUCCCAGUCACUGUCACUUGCCUCACUUAGGAUGUGAGCACUAGAAACUCUUCAAUCCCUACAUUAAAAUCUGGCACCCCUCUGUACACAAUGCAUAACACACUUCUUAUUUAUUGCAUGAUGCAAAUAAUUCUCUAAACCCUUAUUGUACUACAGUGAAAGAAUAUUGCCCAUUUUUUUCUGGUAUUUAUUUAUUAUUUUAAUUAUGUAUUCAUUUAUUCCUUCACUUUGUUCCAAAAGAUUAAUUUUAUUGUAGAUUGGUUUAAAGUACAUGAGAUUUUAAAAUAUGGCUAUUUUAACUAUAUUACGCCUUUUUAAUCUGAUGCUUAAUGUCAUAUUUCACAAAAUUUUGAAGGGGAGAUUUAUUCAUGUGUAAAAAAACACAGUAUGACCAACAAGUGAUGAAAUUGCUUUCGUAAGAUACCUAUACAAAGAUAAGUGAAUAUAAAGAAUGCAGUUAAUAAAAGUCAGAUGUUUUUACUUUUCAUUAUCAGACAUUAACCUGAGCCCUGUGGCUAUUUCAAUGCUAACAGUGCACAGCAUGCUUACAGUGGGUUUUUGAGCACCAACAAACUGUGGCUACUUCUCCAGAUUUACUAAAAUAAACUGAAUUGCACACACAUUCAAUUUGUCUUCUACCCACCACUAAUUAUAAAACUAUCAAAAAAAUGCCAUUGUGGAACACAUGAGUAGAAAGGUACCUGCUUGUGCACACACGUGCCCACUUGGCAGAGUUGCAUUACCAUAGGAGGCCUACGGUCUUCUCUGAAUAACUAGCAGACAACUCCUGGGGGUCUUCCACAGGCUGUUUGUACCUUCCCCCCAUUUCCUUGCUUAAUUUGAAGGAGGCCAUUUCUGUUAAAAUGUUACAUUUAUAUAACACUUUUAUAUAUUAUAUGAGCUUUGAAAUCAGAAAAAAAAAAAAAAACCCUGAAUACAAACCCUAGGUCAGUAAGUACUGACCAGCUGUGAGGUUUGGGGCAACUUUCCUAAUUUUAAGUCUCCAUUACCCCUCUGUAAAACUUCCCUAGAGUCGAUGCAUGGAUUAAAUAAAACCACAUGUAAAAAAUCAUGGAACAGUUCUUGUUUCCUCUUUGUGCUCACCUACAAUUCUCUGGUCUUUUAUGUUUUAGUUUAGUAUUUAAAUUAUCCUCUAUUUUACCAUAGUAUUGAACAUAUCAAUUGAGUCAAAGGAACAUAAAAUCACACUUACACAAUUAAUGCAUUAAUUGAAAGCAGUGCUUUAUGUUCCCAUUUCAAGAAAAAAAAAUAUUGCAACUUUCACUAAGUUCAGCUUCCAUGUCUUUGUCCUUUCCAGAGCCACAGGUCUUUUGCUAUUUUUUUUUCCAGAGCAUAUCAUAUACUGAGUUUCAUUGAGAUAGAGACCAUUUUGAAUUUAAUUGUGAUGCUAUGGAAAUCGUAUUUCAUAUCACAAGUGCCAUUUGUGUAACACUAAGCAUAAAUUAUGCCUAUACCUUCAUUCAACAGAUACUUAAUUGUGAUCUUCUGUAUUGUAACCAUUGUAUUUUUUCCAUUUUAUUUUUUCCACUUACUAUGAAGUGAGCAUGAAAGCUAAGGUAUUUAAGACUAUGUGGGAAUAUCACUCCAAACAAAGAUUGCAUCAAUAUAUACAAUUAUUUGAUCUGUGAAGAAUAUUUUUCUGUUAAAUCACAUGUCAUUUGCACAUAUUCUUCGGCUGGGGUAAAAUUCUACAGUUUCUUAUCCUAUAGUUGAUUCUUGGUAAGUUUGGAUGCUUUCUGACUUCCAUGGCUAUAUAUGGGGACCCAAGAGUAAAUUCCAGAGUCUCUAGCCAGAAACUCAGCCUUCCAACAACGAGUGCAAAAGAGAAUGCCCGUCUGUAUUAGGUCCAACUGCUGCAGACCUAUGGUAGUAGGAUUCAUACCAUUGAUAGAAAUUCUGUUCCCUGAUGAUUUUCCUUUGGUAUUGCUCUCUACAUUCUUACUAGGUGUGGUUCACUAUAUAUAUUAGAAAUUACUACUGUGUUGAUACUUUUUUCCUUUGUUAGAUAUUUUUCUUUUAAUUUGAGAACUGGGGAGAGAGAGAGAGAGAGAGAGAGAGAGAGAAUGCACACGAGUGGUAGGGAGGGGGAAAAGCAGACUCCUUGCUCAGCAAGGAGCCCCACGUGCGGCUCGAUCCCAGGACCCGGGAAUCAUGACCUGAGUGGAAGGCAGACAUUUAACCAAUUGAGCCACCCAGGUGCCCCUAUUAUGCUGAUUCUUUCACAUGCCAACUCUACUUCCCUCAUUUAUCAAUCUGUAGAUAUUAUGGGUAUUCAAAAUAGGUUACAGUAAUAUGUUGACAUUGAAAAGUUGUGUUGACCCUAUCUGGGAAGUCAGAAGCCCUCCUCUAUGAUAUUGAUAAGUUUCUGUGGCCAGAGGUAGAACUUAAGAGUGAGAAUUUAUAUACUCACAUAUUCUACAUUAUGGUACAAAGCAUAUUUGAGGGACGCCUGGGUGGCUUAGUAGUUGAGCGUCUGCCUUUGGCUGAGGGCCUGAACCCGGGGCCUGGGAUCAAGUCCUCCAUGGGGCUCCCUGUGGGGAGCCUGCUUCUCCUCCUGCCUAUGUCUCUGCCUCUUUCUCUCUCUCUGUGUCUCUCAUGAACAAAUAAAUAAAAUAUUUUUUAAAAAAGCAUGUUUGAUACAAAAGAAAUUAAUAGAAUGAAUAAAAGUAUGACUGUCACCCCACAAUUUAUGCUAGAGGCUAAGCCUUCCAUCUGAUCUUCCAUUAUCACCUCCUGCUGCUCCGGACAGUGAUCCCAGAGGGGACAUCUAUCCUGAGUUUCUGUUUACUAUUUCCUUGCUUUUCUUUAUAGCUUCACAUAUGUGUCUGUCCUUGUCAACAUAAUGUAUACUUUUGCAUGGUUUCAAACAUUAUGUACACAGGAACAUACUACAUAUAUUUUUAUGCAACUUGCUUUUCUUUCCUCAAAAUCUAGUGUGUCUACUGCAUUUUGAUGUUCGUAGGUGAAGACCACUUAUUUCCAACAUGGUGGUGUCCCAUUAUAUGAAUAUGCCAUUAUCUAAACAUGCCAUACUUUAUCUUCUAUCUUGCUCGACUUGGGAAAUAUCCACAUAUUGCGUGUAAAAAUUGUGUAUGUUCUGUAAUGUACCUGUGUAAGAAUAUUGUUACUGUGUUUUGUUUGUACCCCACUGCCACUCCAACCUUCUUCCUGGUUGUGUGUGUGUGUGUGUGUGUGUGUGUGUGUGUGUGUGUGUGUGUGUGUUUAGGACUGAAAGAACAUCCUCAACUAUUUUAGAUGAUGCCAAGUUAGUAUUUUUUUAGAUGAUCCUUACAAACUGACACUCUAGCCAUUAUAAGAAAGUUUCCAUUGCUUUAUAUUUUCUCCUAUAUUUGACAUUUUCACACCUUUUAAAUAUUUUCCCAUCUGAUACAAUGAAAAGGAGUCACAUUUUUCUUUUCUGGAUGUGGAAAGAUGAAGCUGGGAUUGAAAGGUGUCACAUUUUUGUUUUAUUUGCAGUCCUUUGAUUAUUAAUGACAUAUAGCACAUGCACCCUGGUGUGUGUGUGGGUACACACAUAUAUAGUACUCCUUUCUAUUUCCAUUUGUGUUUCUUCUUUUGUGAAAUGAAAUCCAUGUUCAUGUCUUCCAUCCAUUUUUCUAUCGAGUUCAUUCUUUUUUCUUACUGAUUCAUUGGAGUUUACCAUAUAUUAAUAAUACUAAUCCUUUUUUGGUUGUAUGUAUUGUGAAUAGCUUUUCUGUUUAUAGUCUCAUGAUCCUUGUACUAUAACUUUUGGGAUGUGUUUCGAUACCCAGAUGUUCUUCAUAUGAAUGUAAGUGAAUGUCAGUGUUUUUUCCUUUAUUAUUUAUACCCUUUUUGCAUCGCAUUAAAGAAUCUUCUCUAGGGUCUUAGCAAAGAAAAUGUUCUCCCCAAUUUUAUUCUGAGCAUUUUUAUUGUUUAAUCAUUGUCUAUUGCUGCAAAACAAUAUUACCACAAAUAUAAUGGCUUAAAACAAUACAUUUACUGUCUCAGUUUCUGUGCUGUGGGUCAGGGAUCCAGGCAUGGCUUACCUGGCUCUUCCCUCUGGGCCCCUCACAGAACUGUAAGCAAGGUGCUGCCUAGGAUGGGGCUCUCACUCGGAACUCACCCUGGGAAGCUGGCUUCUGAGCCCACACUGGUCUUGGCAGGAAUCAGUUUCUUGUGGGUUGUUGGACUAAAAGCCUCAGUGCUUUUCUGGCUGUUGGCUGGAGAUCAUCCUCAGUCAUUUACCAUAUGGGGUUAUCCAUAUGUCAGUUUCCUUCACAAAAGACAGGAUGAGAGAGAAUCAGUAGAAAACGUGCUAACCAUGUAGCAUAUUCAUGGAAGCAACACCUAAUCAAGUUUGGUUAGAAGCCAAAUCACAGGUCCCACCCACAGCCAAGGAAAAUGGCAUGGAUACCAGGAGCUGUAAUAAUUGGGGGACAUUUUAGAAUCCAUUUGCCACAGAUUUUGUCUUUUAUAUUUAAAUAUUUAAUCUGCUUCCAUUAAUCGUUGUGUUUAUUCUGAGGGUUUUUUCCCCCCUGUAUGAGUAAACUGCUGUCCUAGACUGAAAAGAUUGAAACACUUUUUUUUUUCCCCACACCAUCUACCAUCCCUACCACAUAUCAGGUCCUUAUGUUUUGUGUCAGUCUAUUUCUGAGUUCUCUACUUCAUUCUGCUGGCAAAUUUGAUUAUGCCAAUGAUAAUACCACACUGUCUUAAUUACUAUUGUCUUUUUGUUAGCCUGGAAUCUGGCAAGACAAGUCUUUUUAUUUUCUCUUCCCUCCACAUACAUUUUAGAAUUAAUUUGCACAGUUCCUCAAAACAAACAAGAACAAUACAUGUUCAUUGUAAAUGCAUUACAUCAGUUUUGGAGAAUUCACCUCUUAAUUAGUCCCUAUCCAGGAGCAGAUAUUUCCCCUUUAUAUAAUACUACAUUUGUUAAUCUUUUGAUAGAUUUCAGUCUGAGCACUUUAUAUAUUGUUACUGCAGUGGAUGAUAUUUGUUUUUAAUUAUCAAUUAUAACUGAUACUAGUACGUAGAAAAUGCAGUUGAUUUUUGUGUAUUUCUAUUGUAUCAGGGACAUUAUUAAAUCUUAUUACUAAUUUAAUAAUUUAUCUGUAAAUUCUUUCAAAAUUCUUACAUAGAGGGUUGCAUAAUGUGUAAUUAUAACAUCUGAUAACUUUUUAAUGUCAUUACUGCAUUUGUUGGGGUUCCUAUAAAAUACUAAAAGGAUGUAGUCAUAGUGAAUAUUCGUGUACUGUUCCUAAUGUGAACGGAGUGGUUUUGCAUUUCACCAGUGAGCAAACGGAUGCUGUGUGUGUUCCGUGGAUUCACCUUAUCACUGUGUGGUAUUCCCUUCUGUUCCUAUUUUGAGAAAUGACCUUUUAUCAUCAGUGCAUGAUUGAGAUUUAUUCAAUGAUUUUGGCAUUUAUUUUGAUAGCCAUAUGUUUCUUUGCCUUUAUCUAUUAAUGUAGUACAAUACGUGAACAUUUUUUUUCGUAUGAGAUUAAACCAAACUGGAUUUGCAAGGAUAAACCCAGCUUGGGAAUGAUUUGUUAUAUUUCUAUAUGUUGCUGGAUUGAGUUUGUUAAUAUUUAACUUAGGAUGUUGACAUCAGCACUUGUAAUUGUGAUUUUCUCAUACUCUUCUUACCUAAUUUUGAAGUCAACUUACUUGUCACAUAAAAUAAAUUGAGGACGUUCUAUUUUUGUAUUCUCUGGAAGAGUUUGUGUAAGAAUGAAAUGAUCUAAUAUGAAGAAUAUUAGGACUCAUUUGUAAAAACCACCUGGUCAUUGUGUUUUAUUUGUAGAAACAUUUUAACCGUGUAUACAAUUGUAUUGAUGGUUGUAGGCUUGUUUUAUUGAGGUCAUGUGUUUAUUUUGAAACCUAUUUUGGACAAAAGAAUUUGUCUUUUUAAUGUUCACGUAUAUUGACCUAAAUUUGCUCAAAAUGCAUUCUGCUGUCUCUUUCUAAUUAUCCAACCACACAAAUUUUUUCCAUCCCUAGUAAGUGUGCCUUAUUUCUUUUUGUUCCUUUAUCAAGGUUUGCCCUUUAUUUAAGCCUUUUCAAAGACUAACUUUUGGCUGUUUUUGUUCCUCUUACUAUUUUAUAUUUAUCUGAUAUUGCACAAUUUUGGCUCUUGAUCUUACAUAUUCCCUUCAAACUAUUUUAGUUAUUUUCUCUAAUUUGCUGUUUUGUUGUGCUUUGUAUGUUUAAUUAUAUGCCCUCCCUUUUUUUUGUCAAUGCCCAACACCCCAAAACCACUGGGAACAAAGGGGGUUUAUUGUUUAUUACAAUAAAAAGGAUCGAUAUAGUACACCUUUGCCCUAAGUUAGCUGUUGUUGGGAAGUGGGGUAAUUCAAUGAUUGGGUGUCUGAAUAAAUCUUUCUAGAAAGGGGGAAAAUUAGAGGCUAAAUCUGUAAUUGGUUAAGAAGUAGUUGUCACUCCUAUUAUUAGAAGAGAGGGAUAUGUAGAGUAUUCUGUGGCUUGGAAAAUAGUCAUGUUUUCUCUGUCUCCAAACACAGUUAUGGAGUGGUCUUGUUUGUGUCUUGAUCCAUCUCAGUCACAGAGUUGCUCUGUUCUUUGAAAUAAUUUAUGAUCAGUGGAGGACAGCAGACUGAUGGCAACAGGCCAGCUUCUGGAUGUUAAGAACUAUUUUUUUAAGCCUCAUUUAAAAAUAUUUAUUCUUUUCAUUAUGUUAAUCCAAGGCUACCAAUUUACCUGGAAAGUCAUGUUGGUUGUAGUCACACAUUUUAAUGUGUAGUUUUAACCUUAUCCUUUCUAAGUGUUUUCUCAAUCCCACUGUUAUCUCUUAUACGACCAUGUGUUUUCUUAUAUUUAUAGAGUUUCUCUAUAAAAACUGUCACUUUUUAUCUUCAGUACAUUGCAGUCAGAAACUAUGAACUGAAUGGCACCAAUUUUGUCAAAUGUAAGGCUCUCUGCCUGGAUAUGGAUUGAUAUCUGGUAAAAAGUUUUUUUCUGGUUAAUUUUUAUAAAAAUGCUAUAUGGGUUGUAUAAAAUUAGUGGAUAUUCUCCACUUGUUGGGUAAGGUGUUCUGAAAAUCUGCUGGCUAUCAUGUGACAAUUUUCUUAUUCAAACACAUGUAUCCAUAUGAGUUUUUCCCAAUCUUUCAACUACUAUAAAAGCUUUAUGUCAUUAAAGGCAUAUGCAUGCUAUAUUUAGUAUUUAUUAUAAAUUUUGUAAAUAGAGCCUUAAUGAGACUCUUUUCUAGCAUUGCUUUUGGCUUAAACAAUGCUUUUUGGAUGAUACUAGAUUACAAACUUCCCCUUUGUUUAUAUUAGCCUAUCAUGUAAUAUUUUAAAAAGAUUUUAUUUAUUUAUACAUGAGAGACACAGAGAGAGAGAGAGAGUGUGUGUGUGUGUGUGUGAGAGAGAGAGAGAGGCAGAGACACAGGCAGAGGGAGAAGCAGGCUCCAUGCAAGGAGCCGGAUGUGGGACUCCAUCCUGGGUCUCCAGGGUCGGUCCUGGGCUGAAGGCAGCGCUAAACCGCUGAGCCACAAGAGCUGCCCUUUAUCAUGUAGUUUUUAUCUUGAUGUUUUAAAACAUUUUUGGCCUUUAUUUAUGUAUUUAUGUUUGUAGAUUUUGAAAGAGAGCGUGGAGGGAGGGGAGGAGGGAGAAGAAGAGAGAGAAUCUUAGACGAGCUCCAUGCCCACACCCCAGGCAGGGCUUAUCUCAGAGUCCUGAGAUCAUGACCUGAGCUGAAACCAAGAGUCAGAUGCCUAACUGCCACCCAGGCCGGCCAGAAUUAUGCUUUUAAAAUACAUCUUGUAAACAGAAUGUAAUUGGAUAUUUAUUCCUUUCUAAAAUCAUUAUUUUUGUUAUUUGAAGUGUUUGAUUUCAUUGUGAUUAUUCAUAUGCUUGGAUUUAUUUAUAAUAAUUUGUAUGUACUUUAUACCUCUAUUUACUAUAUUCCUUUUUUAAUUUUCUUCUUUCUUGAAUUA